AUGGCCCACAAUUUACGGUCGAAAGACAAAGGCAUGAAAGAGGGUGAUGAGGAGAUAACGUUGGAUCCCGUGCAGGCAACUCAAAUUCGGAUUAUGAUGGAAGCAGCAGAAAAGGAGGAACGACGCAGAGAACAAGCAGCGGAAAGAGCUGAAAGACGAGCAGAAGAAGCAGCAGCUGAAGAAGUAAGAUGGAAAUUAAAGUUGAUGGAGGAAGAUAUGAGGGAACGUAGAAAAGCUGACAUACAGUUGAGGAGUCAGAAUAAUAAUGCUCAGCAAGGAGACCAUACUGCUUGUAUAAGCCGUAGAAUCAGUCCAAUGUUAGGAAUGUGUCCUAUGGAUCCCCGUGAAAUUGCAGCAUAUUUUCAGAGGAUCGAAGGAAUAUUUGACAGCCAUCGAGUUAGUGAGGAAUUGCGAGCAGAUCUGUUACUGGCUAAUUUGGAAAUGAAGAUGAAGACAGUACUAAAUGAGAUUAAAACUGAUGAUUAUCUAAAUUAUGAAGUAAUAAAACUACAGAUCAUACGUUAUUGUCGUUUUUGUUCGAUGAAACUCCGCGAUGAAUUCUUUUUGGCUCGGAAGGCACAUGAUGAGACAUAUCCUGCAUUUGCAUCGAGACUACAUCGAAAUCUCCGAUUCUAUUUACAAAGAAUUGUUGCCAAAAUCUUGUUGGAACAUGUAUUAGCUCAGGAAGGUGAGAAAUGGUUAACCCACGAACGUCUGGCCAAUGUUGUGGAGAUAUAUGAGGCCAACAUGAACAUGAGACUGUUUAGUAAUGUAGCCCCAGGCUAUAAACCACUCCAAACGGCUGUACGUCCCGGAACAGAUCCCAAAUGGCUCAACAAAGAGGUUGUAAAAGGAUCAAUAUCAAAGCUCAUGAAAUGCCAGGUCACUGCUAUGUCUCAGGCCACAAAGGAGUUGAAGAAACCAAGUAUUACUCCUGGGACCAUAGAGGCUGAAAAAUACCUCAAAAGACCAUUUUUCGGGUUAAAAUUCAAGCUGUUAAACAUACCCAGAGGGGAACGUUUGAGGAUCAAGGGAUGGAAUGGACCAACGACAGAAGUAGAUGGUGCAUGGGUAAUGAUGGCCUAUAACCCUGAUGAAGGCGAAAGUAUUGCCUCCGCUGUACGAGUAUGGUGUGCAGUGGUACCUAAUGCCAGCGAACAGUUAAUUAUUACACCCAAGGUGGUGGAAUUGUUGAAGAUGGCAGAACAGUAUGUGGUAUCUGCCGUGAAACUAGAAAUGACCAAGAAUAUCACACCAAUCAAGUUGGGGAAUGAGAGCACCUUGACGUUCUACAACCCUGAUAGCCUCCAGAUACCACGUCAGGAGAGGUGUGGACGAUCUGAUAGGCGUGAUGGUGUUGAUGCAGCCAAACGUCGUGUCAGUGAAAAUGAUGAUAAGUGUAAUGAUGAAAGCAUUGUUAGAUCACAUGAGGUUAACAAAGCUGGUGCAUAUACAGUUCACAACAAUAAUAGUAAUAACAAUAAAAGUAAUGUUGGACGAUAUGAAGUAGCUCACAACAGUAGCAACGACCACAGCAACGCCAGUGGUAAAUUGAUAUCUAACAACAGUGGUAAAGAAAGUACUUCCCACAAUGGCAACGACAGCAAUAGCAGCGACGACAAUAUUAGCAGUAAAGGUACUCACAACAAUAAUGGUGAUAAUACGAAGAUCAAUGUUAGAUUGGAAGUAGCUUACAAUAACUACGAUAUUAAUAAUGGUAAAAUAGAUGGCAGCAAUGGCAGUGGUAUUGUAGAUAUAGUUGAUGAUCAUGAGGUUGAUGAGGAGAAAGAUGAUGAAGUCAGUGGAAUUAAUAAUUGUAAUUUGGAUGCCAGCAGUGUUGAUGGUGAUGAGGAUCACGACGUUGAUGGUGAGGAGGAUGAGAAGAUAGAACGUAAUGUUGGUAAUGUUGAUCAGGCAGAUGAUGCUGGUAACGUUGGUCAGUCGGUCAGGGGAAGCAAGGGUUGGUAG
Messenger RNA from Helobdella robusta, 1968 nucleotides. RefSeq lists its product as hypothetical. Lineage: Eukaryota; Metazoa; Annelida; Clitellata; Rhynchobdellida; Glossiphoniidae. The transcript has 5 exons. The coding region runs from base 1 to 1968 and encodes 655 amino acids. The record is from RefSeq and is a predicted model, not a curated record.